Psylliodes chrysocephalus is the source of this 366-nucleotide messenger RNA. NCBI's taxonomy places the organism in Eukaryota, Metazoa, Arthropoda, Insecta, Coleoptera, Chrysomelidae. The record is from the annotation of a GenBank genome assembly.
AUGUUUAUAGCGAUUUUGGAUACAGUUAAUUAUAUUUUAUACUUGCAUUAUGAUGCUCAAUUUCAAGUUGCAGUUCAAGAAUUUUUGGCUCUACUUACGUUAAUGAUAUUAACUAUCGUCAUAACAAUAUCAGGAGAUAUUAUCGAAAAUUCUGGAUACAAAAUAAUCAAACUAUUGCACGUUUUGCAACUAACUGUCGAAGACGAAUUUCUGAAGCAGAAGUUAGGUGAAUUGUCUGUUCUGGUUGUAGAACUUAGGCCAUCUUUAUCAGUUUGUGGAUAUUUCGAUGUAAACAGAAGGCUGCUACCAAUGUUACUGUCCAGUUUUACGGCUUAUGUUAUCAUAUUGAUUCAGUUAAAGCAAUAA